Messenger RNA from Coregonus sp. 'balchen', 7156 nucleotides. The record is from the annotation of a GenBank genome assembly. Lineage: Eukaryota; Metazoa; Chordata; Actinopteri; Salmoniformes; Salmonidae.
AUUAUAAAUUAUAAAUUAAUCGGGGAGUAACAGAGUGGGCUAGAGGGGGAUUUCCAUCCAUGCCCCUGCUUUGCAUCUUCCCAAAAUGUCAGUGUCACCUUACCAAAAAAGUAUUUAUAUCUAUGUGGUGCAUGCUGGCUACGCCACACCCCUUUCAGUCUAUUUCCUGCCCUCUGAGCGCUUGUUUUGCAGGUCCCCUCUUGAUCCUGCAGCCUAUUCUAAAAGGGUAGGAGAAGUCUGCUUCCUUUUUUGCACCAGACCUGAGUUGGGUCACUGUGGUAGGGAGUCACCUCUUGCUGGUCUCUUUGCUGGUGGUACCUCAAUGGUCUUGGAGCAAUCCAAAUCAACCCAAGUCUAACCAGAUAUCCUCAAGUUCUCUGUACUUGCGUCAAAGUUUCAGCACUUCAGCGUUGUUCACUCGGCUUCUUCACCCAACAUCCAAGUUUCCCUUCCGUCUUUCGAGAAACGCUUCCAUGGAUCAGUCGAAGUACCGCAUGGCGGGCGUGCAGGACAAGCUGGAGGUGCUGGGGGUGGAGGACGAUGCAGGCAAUCCCAUCAGUGCCCUGACCAUCCUGUCGCUGCUGGAGCGUGUGGCAGGCAUCAUCGACAACGUUCAGGCUGGCCAGCAGCGCAUGGAGGAGCGGCAGCUGGAGCUGGAGACCAACAUCAACACCAUCCAGGGUGAUGUCCUGAAGCUUGCCAAAGACCACACCACCACCAGUGGCACCGUGGAGAAGCUGCUCCAGAAGACGCGUAAGGUCAGCUCCAAUGUCAAGGAGGUGCGCAUGCGCGUAGAGAAGCAGAACGUGCGCGUCAAGAAGGUGGAGACCACACAGGAGGAGCUGCUGACCCGUAACAAGUUCCGCGUCAUCAUUUAUCAGGUAAUUAAGUAAUAUAAUAAGCUGCAAUAAUAGUAACUGAUAACAUUCACAAUCAGAUGUAGAAUGCACCAAUAGGUUACAUAAGGAAACUGUAACUGAAAAGCUCCAAAAGGAGGCAGGGCAGAGCUACAAAUAAAGAGGCCAAUGAUACAAAGGCCACAGGGCCAUGACGGCCACUUCAAAAAAUUAGUUAGCAGUUAAGAGCGUAGGGCCAUAAACCGAAAGGUCGUUGGCUCGAAUCCUGAGACAACUAAAUGAAAAACCUGUCGAUGUGCCCUUGAGCAAGGCGCUAAACCCUAAUUGCUCCUGUAAGUCGCUCUGGAUAAGAGCUUCUGCUAAAUGAUGUAAAUUUAUUUUACAGAAACAAUUAUCUUUGGUCUAAGGUGAAAAAGACUUCACAGAAGUCAUGAAAAAAACAGUUACAGUUUAUGUCUUAGAUGAAAAUAGAUACUAGGUAGCCUAAAAGAGACUUCAAGCCUUCUGUUUUAAUAGGAGAAACAGCUCCCGUUAAAGGGACUUCCGGGUGCAAUGAGAGCUCUGUGUGCUUUCCCCUGAAAGAAGCAGCUGCUGUGUGGCCGUGACAGAGAGUCCUAUUCUGGGAGCAUGGCAUACUCCCCGCUGCCAAUGGGGACACGAUAAACUGACUUCUUAUUUGGCAGCAGACUGCUAGGGCCAAUCUGAAGAAUGAAGGUCUGCCAAUCACGGUGACCCCGCUUUGGGGCAACCUCUUACUAGGCUAACGAGAAAGCGAUAUCAGCAGUCAGUGGGUGUCACAUGUAUUUAUUGUAAAAUAAUGAAGACGGUAGUGAUUUCUUGUGUAGCGAUCAAUGUUGGAAAGACGAUUUUUAAUGACAUUUUUAAUGGGGCCAUUAGCUCUCAGAUAAGUCAUGGCAUUUGAAACACCAUAGCUUAAAAAAAAAACUACGCUCGAUGUCCGCUCCCCCGCUGAAAUUGAAUUUGCAUAAUAAAAAAAUCCCCAGAAAAAUCAGUCAGUUUAAGCUAGAGAUAUCUUUUUACAUCUCAAUGAAUGGAAGUACAGUACCAGUCAAAAGUUUGGACACACCUACUCAUUCCAGGUUUUUUCUUUAUUUUUACUAUUUUCUACAUUGUAGAAUAAUAGUGAAGACAUCAGAACUAUGAAAUAACACGUGGAAUUAUGUAGUAACCAAAACAGUGUUAAACAAAUCAAAAUAUAUUUUAUAUUUGAGGUUCUUCAAAGUAGUCACCUUGAUGACAGCUUUGCACACUCUUGGCCUUCUCUCAACCAGCUUCAUGAGGAAUGUUGAAGGAGUUCCCACAUAUGCUGAGCACUUGUUGGCUGCUUUUCCUUCACUCCCAAACCAUCUUAAUUGGGUUGAGGUCGGGUGAUUGUGGAGGUCAGGUCAUCUGAUGCAGCACUCCAUCACUCUCCUUCUUGGUGAAAUAGCCCUUACACAGCCUGGAGGUGUGUUUUGGGUCAUUGUCCUGUUGAAAAACAAAUGAUAGUCCCACUAAACGCAAACCAGAUGGGAUGGUGUAUUGCUGCAGAAUGCUGUGGUAGCCAUGCUGGUUAAGUGUGCCUUGAAUUCUAAAUAAAUCACAGACAGUGUCACCAGCAAAGCACCCCCACACCAUCACACCUCCUCCUCCAUGCUUCACGGUGGGAACCACACAUGCGGAGAUCACCGUUCACCUACUCUGCGUCUCACAAAGACAUGGCGGUUGGAACCAAAAAUCUCACAUUUGGACUCCAGACCAAAGGACAAAUUUCCACCGGUCUAAUGUCCAUUGCUCGUGUUUCUUGGCCCAAGCAAGUCUCUUCUUCUUAUUGGUGUCCUUUAGUUGUGGUUUCUUUGCAGCAAAUUGACCAUGAAGGCAUGAUUCACGCAGUCUCCUCUGAACAGUUGAUGUUGAGAUGUGUCUGUUACUUGAACUCUGUGAAGCAUUUGUUUGUGCUGCAAUUUCUGAGGCUGGUAACUCUAAUGAACUUAUCCUCUGCAGCAGAGGUAACUCUGGGUCUUCCUUUCCUGUGGCGGUCCUCAUGAGAGCCAGUUUCAUCAUAGCUUGUGAUGGUUUCUGCGACUGCACUUGAAGAAACUUGAAAUGUUCCGUAUUGACUGACCUUCAUGUCGUUUCUCUUUGCUUAUUUGAGCUGUUCUUUCCAUAAUAUGGACUUGUUCUUUUACCAAAUAGGUCUAUCUUCUGUAUACCCCCCCCCCCCCCCCCCCUACCUUGUCACAACACAACUGAUUGGCUCAAAAGCAUUAAGAAGGAAAGAAAUUCCAGAAAUUAACUUUUAACAUGGCACACCUGUUAAUUGAAAUAUAUUCCAGGUGACUACCUCGUGAAGCUGGUUGAGAGAAUGCCAAGAGUGUGCAAAGCUGUCAUCAAGGCAAAGGGUGGCUACUUUGAAGAAUCUCAAACAUAAAAUAUAUUUUGAUUUGUUUAACAUUUUUUUGGUUACUACAUGAUUCCAUAUGUGUUAUUUAAUAGUUCUGAUGUCUGCACUAUUAUUCUACAAUGUAGAAAAUAGUAAAAAUAAAGAACAAACCUGGAAUGAGUAGGUGUGUCCAAACGUUUGACUGGUACUGGUAUAUGGAGACUGUUUAGUGCCAAAAAUAAGGUGUUAAAUACAUGUACUAAACAAAUAACACCUUUUUCCCCCUGAUCUUUCUUCUAUCUCCCAGAUAUAGGACAGACACUUCAGAACAAACUUAGACUCUUAUGGGUAAUGGCAAAUCAUUAUAUAUGACUGAACUUUUAAGGCCUAGGGGCUAGCUUUUCAUAUAAAUAUUUGAGGGUUAUUGUGUCAGUCUCUGUAGUCAACAUUAAAAGAUGGCUUCUGAAUAUGAUUGUUAUACUACACUUUACAUUAAGUGUAUAGUGAAUCUCAUAUUUCCUCUAUGAUGAUCCCUAGGAGGGGCUUAAUCUCCCUCUUGCCUGAAUAGGACAGUCUGAGUGUAGGAUUUCCAGAUGACUGAUUUGCUGCCGGUUAUUCUGAGGGCCUGGCUAGCAGGGCAUGGAUAUCCUAAUAUAGUGCUUUUGCCUCUGACGCAGCGAUGGCCAUUUAACUUUAGUUAGGAAGCAAGCACUGUUUGUUAUAGAGACAGUCAUUGCCAGUGGCAAAGCAUGGCAAGACUGAAAAAUGGGACACAACAGCUCAGCAUGGGCCAGUAAUAAGACACAGAUAAAUGGCUGUAGUUUCUGUGGGGGUGGCAUUGUUUUGAGGAUAGAUUUUGGGCAUAUAAAGCCAAACUUUCAUUCGAAGCUAGAAUUAACCAACACAAGGUAACAACAUUUUUGUCAAAGUAAUGUAUAUUCUGUAUAGCAGCAAGUUCUUUGUUGUAGCAGUCAAGCUGACGUUAUCCCUUUUUGGGGGGGUUAUACAUUAUAGGACUUUUUAACGCAUGACUGGCUUUAUGCCAAUCACAUGGACAUCAUAUAUCUUAUACAGACACUGAUUGGCCAGCUACUGUAGGGUUGACAGAGAGAAUUUAGAACUUAUUGUGCAGACUCCUACUCUGUACCACGAGCCUGAGCCGUCCAUGUACUGUUAUGUAACCAUGACAACAGAGGCACCAAUAAGGUCAGAGUUCAACAUGAAUAAAGCACCAUCGAACGCACACCAUCAGUUGACGGAAGCACAAUGUGGUUGUGACCAAUGACGGUCAUCUUAUGGGUGGUUGUCAUGUCGGUCGGCCAAUAAUCUAUUAUUAAUUGCCUGGCAACAUCAGGUAUGAAAAUAAAUAAAUAUGCUGGCCCACAUUCCCUUGUGGUGUAAUUGUUGUGUCAUUCACAGAGUCUGGGCAUGUUCAGACGACUUACCCUCUUGAUUAAUGAGAGUGAUUGUUGCAGGUGGCUGAAUCUUUAUUAUAAUUAAUUGGGUCUCAGAUUCAAAAGUCACCUGCAGAACCCAGCAGGUUGCCCAGUCAUCAGAAGGGGGGGCACUACCGCUUUUUAGGAAUUCAUAAUAGAGAGGGAGAUUCAGCAAUUAGGCCUAGUAUCACAUAGUGCUAGAAAUGCAAGCUAAGUGUUCAGUUGUAACACUAGAAGUGCUUGUUAAUGGCACAUCUUUCAAUGCUAUUCUUGGGUUUAUAAUUUAUCAUGUUUCUCAUACGCUUCUCAUGUUGUGGGCUAUGUUGUCUGAGUUAUUUGCUGAGAACACCCACUCAUAGAUGUCCAUAUGUUGCGAACUGCAAUGAUACAGUUUAGCAUAUCUUUGAGAAACGGAUCUUUCCACCAACCUCUGUGAUCCCUGUAGAAAAAUUGGUCCAUGGUAUUGAGUGGUUACUGGCAUGUAAUAUAAAGCCCAGCGGGACAUAUACUGUUGCAACCUCAAAGGGCAAACUCAAAGACAUAGCAACCGUUACAAAGCCAAACAUCCCCUCUACAACUGAUAGGGAGAGAAGAGAAAGCUUGUGUAAUUUCUCCAUAAUUGCCCAAAAAGUGCACAGUCAAGCAGACCCGGUUUCAAAAUGUAUGUUUUUCCUUUCAAAGACUUUGAGCAUUUGAUUGAGCGUUUCUGGAACGCCAGAUGGUUGGCAAUUUUGGGACUAUUCCAUUGCACCAGGCAAACUUAAUCAAGUAAGAAAAAAUACAAAUACUAUUUGAACCCAGGUCUGCACUCAACCAUUGGCUAUAUAACUUAAGAAGCCAACCCAUAUUAUUGUACUUUAAAACACUUCAUUUGCCUUUCUCUAGGGGGAACAUGAGAUCCCUUCGGUGGCCGUGACAAAGACCCCAAAAGGAGCGGUUGGUAUGGAGGGGUUGGUGAUCGAGCCAGACACCUACAAUGUCCCCGAGGACAUCUCCUCAGACGAGGAAUACAUGACGGUGGACGAGACUGAAGGAGGCUCCAAAACCGCCCGCCUGAAGGCGUCAGGCAUGAAGGGCAUUGAAAGCAUUAAGCACGCCUUCUCCAAGGAGACCAUGACUAAGACCAAGGACAACUUGGGCACCAAGUUCCACAACAUGGGCGAGAAAAUGGUGCCCCCCGAAAGACGGGAGAAGAUGCACCAGGCCGGCGAGCGUAUCAAGCACUCUGGCGAGAGGCUGAAGGAGAACAUUGCGAAGAAAGCCCCCACCAAGGAGUCCUUCCGCAUCAAGCUGAAGAAGGAGAGGACCGUGGCCGAGGGCCAGGAGGGAGCUGAGGCUGAUGGGGAGGUCGAUGAGGCGGUGACCCCAGUCAAGGGAAGGAAAAGCCCGGAAGUCAGUAAAACCCCGGUAGUAACCUACACAGAGGUGGUAACGGAGGUGGAAACCAAGAGGGAGGGUCCCGUGGAGGAGCCGGCCGUCAUCAGGAUAGGGGAGGUAGGGAAAUUCGCUGUGGAGGCAGUGGAAGAGGGCAAGGAGGACGAAUACGACAGGAAGUAGAUCUCCAGCAUGUUGCCGCAACACAACGACAAGUCACCAAAACAGGAAGUGAAGCCGGGUAGGAAGAAAGCUUGCAGUGUCUUGCAAGAGAGAUGGUCUGUGACGAAUCAACAUCGACGACAGACAAUUUACAUUAUCAAUCCGUAUAAAAAUCAAAGAGAUACUUGUAUUGGAUAUGGAUACUGACCAGUCUACAGAGGAGUGGAAAGAGUUCUGUGACUGACCUGGUAAUCUAUAAAGAUUGUGUUUCUGGGGUGUCAGAUGUUGGUAGGUUAGUGACCCACUAUCACGUCAUUGAAAUUAGCUGCUUUUAUUUUUAACUUUGGAAUUAUCUUUAUUGAGAUAAUGUACAUGGACACAUUCACACACGAACACAGAGAAAGGUGUAAGAUUGAACCUGUUUAUGGAAAUAUGUAUUGGGAUGAAUUCAGGUCAGUGGGUGUUUGGGGCAACAGUACGUCAGUAUUGGACACAUUGGGAACUAAUGUACAUGAACUGCUAUGUUGAGUUUGCAGUUGGUUUAGGCGUUAAAGUUAAGUACACACAAAAACAAAUUGCUCCCAGAUGUUUGGUUGCUAACUGAUUUCUUUGAGAUGAAAGACUAGUCAAGAAAAAGCGCUCGCAAGUUAGAAAUUAAUUUGCACAAAGUGUUUGGAGGGGAAAAUAGUUUAACUGAAGGGAGAAAAGAGAGAUUGCAAAGUACCUUUGAGAUGAUUCUGAAUGUUGAGGAAGUUUGUGUAUGAUAUUGAUCUUAAAUCUGAAUGUAAAAUGUUGUACAUAGCAUAACCGUAAUCAUGAAAUUGGUCAACACAGAUCUCAGCUGGUCUCUGAAGAGUUUGAAAAAGUAAAGCUAUACAGAUAUAAAGCUACUGUUUAUAUAGUACCAGUCAAAAGUUUGGACACCUACUCAUUCAAGGGUUUUU